GCCAAGAGGGUGGAGGGAGGGCGCGCAGUCCCGGCCCAGAGCGUCAAAACAGCACGGCGGCCUCGCCUCGCACCCCUGCCGAUCCGUCGGUCCAGCAGCCAGCGCCGUCGCCAGCGCCGGCAGGGGCUCUGAUCAGGAAUCCUCAAUGAGCUUCUGGGCGUGGGGAAUCAGGAACAGCAUCUUACCACAUACAGAGCCACUCCUUCGUGCCGAAGAGGCGUGAUGCUUUUCUGAAUUAGGGAUUCUAAUGAGUCCUCACCCUCCUCCUCCACAAGGAAUAUUUGGCAUGUGAAUGCAACAGCAGACAGCCCUUCUCAUGCCAGACUUUUGUCCAGUAAAGUCUCCAGCACAUCCCACUCUGGGCUUUAAACGUGACCCCUUGCCUUGCCCUGCCCUGUGAAAAUGUUGGUGCUUCUUGCUUUCAUCAUCGCCUUCCACAUCACCUCUGCAGCCUUGCUGUUCAUUGCCACCAUCGACAAUGCCUGGUGGGUAGGAGAUGAGUUUUUUGCAGAUGUCUGGAGAAUAUGUACCAACAACACGAAUUGUACAGUAAUCAAUGACAGCUUUCAAGAGUACUCCACGCUGCAGGCGGUCCAGGCCACGAUGAUCCUCUCCACCAUUCUCUGCUGCAUCGCCUUCUUCAUCUUCGUGCUCCAGCUCUUCCGCCUGAAGCAGGGAGAGAGGUUUGUGCUAACCUCCAUCAUCCAGCUAAUGGCAUGUCUGUGUGUCAUGAUUGCGGCCUCCAUUUAUACAGACAGGCGUGAAGACAUUCACGAGAAAAACAUGCAAUUCUAUUCCAUGACCAAAGAAGGCAGCUACGGCUACUCCUACAUCCUGGCGUGGGUGGCGUUCGCCUGCACCUUCGUCAGCGGCAUGAUGUACCUGAUACUGAGGAAGCGCAAAUAGAGCCCCGGAGCUGGGUCGCUUUCACUGCCGUACAGAAUCCACAUUCAGAUAACCAUUUUGUAUAUAAUCAUUAUUUUUUUGAGGUUUUUCUAGCAAACGUAUUGUUUCCUUUAAAAGCCAAAAAAAAAAAAAAAAAAAAAAGAGGAAAAGAAAAAAAAUCCAAAAGAGAGAAGAGUUUUUGCAUUCUUGAAAUCAGAGAAUAGACUAUGAACGCUGGUAUUCAGAACUGCUGCCCACUCAAAAGUCUCAGCAAGACACAAGCAAAAAUCCAGCAAUGCUCAAAUCCAAAAGCGCUUGACAGGACAUUUCUUAACUGUGGGGCUGUGAUGGGAGGAGACCAAAGGCUGGGAAAGCCGGGUCUCUGGGGAUGCGCUUCCUGUAGGUUUUAGCCGGCCCAAGCUCCUCCCGAAUCUCUCUGCUAGUGGUAGGUGGAAGAGGGUGAAGUGGGGUAUAGAAGAAUGACAGCUUCCUGAGAGGUUUAGGCCAAGUUCCAAGUGAGAAGCAGGUGUAACCCCUGGCAUUCUGUCUGGAUCCAAACCAGAGCCCAAACAACCCUCUGGUAUAGGGGUGGGUCAGAAAAAGUCUCACCUCAAUUUGCCGACAGCAUCACCUGCUUGCCUUAGGAAUGGUGAUCCUUUACCUACGUGCCAGAUUUAGACUCACCUUCAGGCAAAACCUAUAGCGUCCCGCCUCACCCCAGACCUACAGAAUCAGAGUCUUCAAGGGAUGGGGCUAGGGAAUCUGCAUUUCUAACACGCUCCCUGGGCAACGCUUCAGAUGCAUUGAAGUUGGGGACCACAGUCCCUGGGCCGGGUGAGCAGAGCUGCCUCAAAAAUGCUAGGAUGUCAUCAUGUGGAGAUGGGGAGGUGAAUGUAACCCCCACAGCAGGCCAAAACCUUGGCCUCCAUUGCCACAGCUGUCUACAUCUAGGGCCCCCAAACUCCAUUCCUGGGCCAUGUGAACUCAGACACCUUCAGGGAGUGGGGUGCAGCCUCCUUCCCAUCCUAUCUCAGAAGGCCUCUCCUUUCUUGUCCAGCCCUUUAUGCUACACCUGGCUGGCCUCUCAGCCCUAUUUCUAGAGCCUCAGAGGACCCACCCACUAUUCAUUCAUUCAUUCAUUCAUUGAUUCAUUCAUCAACAUAAAUCAUGACUUGCAUGCGUGUGCCAGGCACAGGGGAUGCCCUCUCGAAACAAUGUCCUCCUAGGGCUCAUGGCUUAAUGGAGGAGACAGAUUUAAAAUUAAUUGGAAAAACUGGCUGUGUGCAGUGGCUCACCCUUGUAAUCCCAGUACUUUGGGAGGCCAAGGCGGGUGGAUCACCUGAGGUCAGGAGUUCGAGACCAGCCUGGCCAAAAUGGUGAAAACCCGUCUCUACUAAAAAUACAAAAAUGAGCUGGGCAUGGUGAUGCGCGCCUGUAAUCCCAGCUAUCAGGAGGAUGAGGUAGGAGAAUCACUUGAACGAGGAGGCAGAGGUUGCAGUGAGCCAAGAUUGUGCCACUGCACUCCAGCCUAGGCAACAGAGCGAGACUCCAUCUCAAAAAAAGAAAAGAAACUAAUUACACACUGUGAUGGAGGCUGCAAAGAAUACCACUAAGAGUUCAAAAUCAUCUGGGUGCAGUGGCUCACGCCUGUAAUCCCAGCGCUUUGGGAGGCUGAGGCAGGUGGAUCAUGAAGUCAGGAGUUUAAGACCAGCCUGGCCAACAUAGUGAAACCCCGUCUCUACUAAAAAUACAACAAAAUUAGCUGGGCAUGGUGGCAGGCGCCUGUAAUACCAGCUACUUGGGAGGCUGAGGCAAGGAGAAUCGCUUGAACCUGGGAGGUGGAGGUUGCAGUGAGCCGAGAUUGCACCGCUGCACUCCAACCCGGGCGACAGUCUGAGACUGUCUCAAAAAAUAUAUAUAAAAUAAAAUAAUUCAAAAUCGAGGCCUGUGACAUAGGAGGGAAUCUGCUUUAUGCGUGCCUAUUUUUAAAUGCUCCUGGAGGCAUUUAGGCAUUUAGAUCAGUCUAAAUAUAGCUCCAUUCAGUUCGUGCAGGUGACAUUUAUUGGGCAGUACCUGUCUGUGUAACACCCAGAAAACUUGUCUGUGGAGAGGCCCAUGGUCCCAACAGUAAAUGUGGUGAGAGGGUCCCAUAGAGCCGGAGUUUUCAAGCUUUACGGGUUCCCAUGCCGCUUGGGACAGGCUGAUUCAGCGGGUCUGGGUGAAUGUUUUCCAGGUGAUUUUAAGACUGUGGUGAGAAAUAGGGCUUUUAGGGGCUUGUCCUUCAGGAUCAAAGCCUGAUGUGCUGUGUGGCAAUGCAGGCCAACCAGGAACCACCCCAGGAGAGAAGCUGUUUGCACCUCAUUGUCUUUUUCUGCUUAUGUUGGAGCAGGAUGCUGGGGGCUGUCCUGGGAUGGGGUGUGGGACCUUGUGCUAUUUAAAUACUUGUGCACUUGACCUUCUGCUGAGUGGAGUGAUGAUUUGCCACCAACUCAGUUCCAGUGGAGCUGAAGAGACGUCUGACUUGAGUAGUUUUAGGUCCACCAUGGAUAUCUCUUCAAUGCAAGAUUGGCUCUUUCCAUCUACUCUUUCAUUCGUUUUUGACAGAUAGUAUUAAAUGUUUAUCAUGUUCCAGGCACUGUGUGAGGCUCUGAAAAUACAGGGUGAGCAAAUCCAUAUAUCCCCCCUGCCCUCAUGAAGUUUGGAGUCUGAGAUACGACCCCCUCCCUAUGGAGAAGCCGCCAGUGCAGUACAGGGUGGCCUGGGGCCAGAGACAGGACAAAUGUCACCUCCUGCCUCCAUGAGAUACUAUCACUGAUCAUGUCGUGGGCUAGAAUGUGGUUUACACCCCUGGGAUUAACAGGAUGCUACCCAGGCUCAUAGAGGAAGUUGAAUCUUAAAUUCCCUUGAAACUUUCUACCUUGGUGGCUUUCCUAUAAUUUUCUUUUUUUUUUUUUUUUUUUUCGCUGAAUUUCGCUCUUGUUGCCCAGGCUGGAGUGGCACCAUCUUGGCUCACAGCAACCUCUGCCUCCUGGGUUCGAGUGAUUCUCCUGUCUCAGCCUCCUGAGUAGCUGGGAUUACAGGCGCAUGCCACCACGCCCAGCUAAUUUUUGUGUUUUUAGUAGAGAUGGGGUUUCUCCAUGUUGGUCAGGCUGGUCUUGAACUCCCAACCUCAGGUGAUCCGCCCGCCUCAGCCUCCCAAAGUGCUGGGAUUACAGGGGUGAGCCACUGCGCCCGGCCAUCUAUCAUUUUCUGGUAGUCACACUGGAAACAAAACACCUUAGAACCAGAGAUAACCCCCUCCAAGCAAUACGUGAACUCCCUUCACAAGAAACGUCAGGGCUACGUGAGUAUCUGUGUUGAAUGCAGUCUGAAGUGACCCUGUGGAUUUUCCUGGCUGGUUGCCACUACUGUACAACAUUCAGUGCCCACAUCCACCUGUGCCAUUAAGGUUUUCUGAGACAUGAGAGAUGCCUCUUCCCUGCUGUGUGACACGGAUUUGGGAAGUUGGAAAGAAAUGACAACAUCAGGGAGAAAACAUCCCAGGUUCUCACCUGUAGGUAGAAUCAGCCGCCACUUGGUGCUUAUUACCAGUUAUUCAAGAACAAUAACAACAACAAAAUUAGUCGACAUCCAAGAAGCAAAUAUUAGGACCAAAGAUAGCAUCAAUUGUGUUUGAAGGAACCGCAGUUUGCGCAUUUUAUGACAUUUUUAUAAAGUACUGUAAUUCUUUCAUUGAGGGGCGAUGUGAUGGAGACAGACUAACUCAUUUUGUUAUUUGCAUUAAAAUUAUUUUGGGUCUCUGUUCAAAUGAGUUUGGAGAAUGCUUGACUUGUUGGUCUGUGUGAAUGUGUAUACAUAUACCUGAAUACAGGAACAUCAGACCUCCUUACUCCCACACACUCUGCUAUAGUUUGCGUGCUUUCGUGCACACCCCUCAUGAACAGGCUGGCACUCUAGGAUGCUCUGUGUUCACUGAUGAUGAAGAAACCUAGAACUCCAAGCCUGUUUGUAAACACACUAAACACAGUGGCCUAGAUAGAAGCUGUAUCAUAGUUUAAAAUCUGCCUUGCGGGAUAUUACUUAACUCGCUAAUAGUUAAAAGGUUACUUACCAUAGAGCAAGUUGGCCAAUUUUACGGUGUUGGGGAAAUGUUAGGGCGAGGCCUAGAGGUUCAUUUGGAAUCUUGGUUUGUGAUUUUAGGGUAGUUAGGAACUUCCUACUUAAUGUACCUUUAAAAUAGUCUAUUUUCUAUGUUUUGUAUAAUCUGAAACUGUACAUGGAAAAUAAAGUUUAAAACCAGA
Molecule: messenger RNA, 5186 nt
Organism: Rhinopithecus roxellana (golden snub-nosed monkey)
Lineage: Eukaryota; Metazoa; Chordata; Mammalia; Primates; Cercopithecidae
Gene: EMP2
Product: epithelial membrane protein 2
Exons: 6
Coding region: 403-906 (167 amino acids)
Cellular component (GO): plasma membrane
Source: RefSeq, a predicted model, not a curated record